Silurus meridionalis is the source of this 4956-nucleotide messenger RNA. RefSeq names its product DIX domain containing 1b (gene dixdc1b). The record is from RefSeq and is a predicted model, not a curated record. The coding region runs from base 289 to 2340 and encodes 683 amino acids. Gene Ontology annotation, biological process: canonical Wnt signaling pathway. Gene Ontology annotation, molecular function: protein binding. Lineage: Eukaryota; Metazoa; Chordata; Actinopteri; Siluriformes; Siluridae. The transcript has 21 exons. Gene Ontology annotation, cellular component: cytosol.
GCUACCUCGGAUACUGUUUCUGCGUGCAAACUAACGGUGUGUGUGUGUGUGUGUGUGUGUGUGUGUGUGUGUGUUCGUGUUAGCACAUAUGGCCAUCACACGAGCUUGAGUCGGUGUUUGUACAGUUUCUUUGUUUGGCCCACGGUGCAGCCAUGCACGAUUAAUACGAUUCAGUGAGGAACAGGACCAGCGGGAUCAUCUCCCCUCUCCUCUCUUCUCUCUUCUUCUCUCUUCUCUUCUCGUCUCAUCUUAUCUCUUCUCCACUUCUUUUUCUGAGAAGGCAGAAGAAUGAUCGCAUCCUUAUCUAAAGGGAAUGUCCUCGAUGUGCUGCAGGAGGGAUCUAAUGAGCAACAACUGGUGGCAUAUGUAUCGUGGGUAAAUGCGCAGCUGAGGAAGAAGCCUGGUCUGAAGCCCGUGAGCGAUCUGAGGCAGGAUCUCCGAGACGGAGUUGUUCUCACACACCUCAUUGAGAUAGUGGCUGGCGUGCUCCUCGAGGGUAUUCACUAUUCACCAAAGGACAAUCAAGAGAAGAGAGAAAAUGUGGAAAAGGUUCUGCAGUUCGUGUCCUCUAAGCGGAUCCGCAUGCCGCAGACUUCUGCCAGAGACAUUGUGGAGGGGAACCUCAAAUCUGCCAUGAGGCUCAUCCUGGCUCUAGCAGCACAUUUUAAGCCAUCUGCCUCAGCCAAUUACAGAGCAGGAGCCGCUUCGGGUAGAAACUUGACCGGCUCCUCAGCCAAUCACAGACCUCAUUCCACUAUGGCCAUGGCCCAGAAUGCAGCGGCGGCUCUAGCCGCUGCCCGAAACGAUGCAUCUCGCUCAGGACGCACCGUCCUUCAGCUCAGACAGGACUGGCAGAGGCAAAACUCCAGUGCUGAUGAGGAGAUCGAGAACCCAUGCUGGAGCGUGCGGGCAUUGGUACAGCAGUAUGAGGGACAGGGAGUAGAAGUAGAUGACACAGAGACAGGAGACCCGAGCUUGAGCACCUCAAGUCCAAACCAUGUACCCAAAGACCCCACCAGUCUCUCAGAGGACAAGGGACAGCUUUUAAGUGUCCACUUAGAACACACCAAAGACAAUAUUACAAGUGGCCCAGGAACUGUCCAGGAGCCUAAUGGGAGGUGUGUGAAUAAUUGUGCCUGGGAAGAGCAACUGUGGGAGCAACAAGAGCAGUUAGAAAGAGAGAUGGUGGAGGCCAGGAGAAUGGUGUCCAGCCUACAGGCUUUGCUUCUCCAUGGCUUGUUGCCUGAUGAUGAGCAGGAGGUUUCACUGGGAGAGGGAGUGGAAAAUGCUGAGCAACAACUGGUUAUAAUCCGGAGUCGUCUUGACCUGAGCAUGGAGGAGAAUCUGGAGUUAAAGAGGGAGCUGUUGAAGUACAAGCAAGAGGCUCGUAACCUACAAGGAGUCAAAGAUGCUCUCCAGCAGCGCAUGACUGCACAGGAGUCGUCUGUGUUACAGCUCAAACAGGAGCUCUUGCGAACCAGCAUGGACCGCGAUGAACUGGAAGGACAAAAUGCAGAGUUUCAUAAGAAGCUAGAAGAAAGAAACAGGAUUCUCAGUGAAUAUAAGAAAGAGUUAAGUCAGAAGGAUCGCCUGCUUCAGCAACAGCAGUUUAAACUGGAUGAAGCUUUACGCAAGCUGACAGGUAGCAACAUCCAGAAGGCUGACCUGCAGAGGGAGCUGGAGCACAAGCAGAGCAUUCUUCAGGAGCUGACUGAUCGUGCCGAAGAUGAGCUACCUGGAUCUCCAAGCAAUGGCUACACACAUCCAGCAGUUCCAGAUCUCAGCACAUCACGAGCACACAAAGGAAUGGAGGAGCUGCAGUUGGUACGGGAUGCUUUGCGCAGUUUAAGGAACAGCUUUGGAGGCCACGACCCUCAGCAUCACACACUGGACACACUGGAGCAGGGCAUGGCCAGCCUCAUUGACCGCCUUUACACACUGGAGUCACAAACCAGACAGGAGAGGAAGGCAGGGCCGAGGUCUCCAGGACACAAGGCCACUCAUACAGACAGGGACUCCUGGCCUUCCAGCACUAAAAUGGUCCACUCGCAAAGCAGCCCAAUGCUUAACUCCUCAUCUUCCACCAAAGUCCUGUAUUUUACAGACCGCUCGCUCACACCCUUCAUGAUCAACAUCCCUAAGAGGUUGGGAGAAAUUACCCUUCGAGAUUUUAAAUUGGCUAUAGACCGAGAGGGCAAUUACAGAUACCAUUUUAAAGCUCUGGACCCAGAGUUCGGCACUGUGAAAGAGGAGGUGUUCCAGGAUGAGGCGGUGGUGCCUGGCUGGGAGGGUAAGAUCGUGGCAUGGGUUGAGGAGGAUCAUGGUGAUGGAAGGAUUUAACAGGAAGCCUAAGAAAAGCCCUGCUGGGAUCAGAUGUGAUGGGAAGGAUGAUCUGUGCCAAUCUGUCAGAAUGAAUGUGCUUGUGCCGGAUGUACAGAUGCUCGGCUCUCUCGCGGAAUUCCAAAACCCCUCCUGUUCUGUGUCCCUCUGUCUUUCCAUGCGAGAUUGAAACCAGGACAACAACAACCGGGACACCUGGGGGGUUAAUUAGAUGUCCAGAACGUGCUCCUGACCAUUUUGUUUUUCAGAACAGCUGUUUACAGAGAAACAGGCUCCUCGCCAAUGACUAAUCCGAGGAUAUGUUCCGUGAUGAGUCGCCGUACUGCAAACAUCUGUAGUGUCAAAUUAGUGUUUCACUGUGACCGUAAGAACUUCCGUUCAGACUUUUUUUUUUAAGAGUUUAGUGUCUUAAAUUCUAUAUUUUAUAGAUGCACAGUCAGAGAUUUGAUACUUUGUUUUGCAGAGGAAAAAGUUUAUGAGCAGGUGCGAGUGUGUUAUUAUGGCUUGAGUAAGUGAAUACAGGGGCGCGUGAUACGUUUCGAUUUUUAGACGGCUGUGUGUAAUUUUUCCGCCUUAAAUUAAUUGACUAUUUUUAAACACAAACCCAUUUCACAUAAUACAGCUAUGGUUAUUGUUCACUAUUGACACUGUAGUCACGUGACAAAGACACCAGCUGCCUACAGCAUAACGCUGUGAAAUUAUUUUUCAUACACCUGUAGUUUGAUGCCAGCAAAACUGACUGAUAGCAUGAUAAUAGAGGUGUGUAAAGUUAUACAGUGCCUUCAGUGAAGGCCAGACCCACACCAGCAAUUUAGCUAAUUUUCAUCCUCUUUAUCGGUUACAUUUUUCUGGACCAAUGUAUGUUCAAAUUAAGGCUAACCAAGAUUCUAAUUACAGAGGAAUAACUUAUAUUGUUUAUAUAUAUAUAUAUAUAUAUAUAUAUAUAUAUAUAUAUAUAUAUAUAUAUAUAUAUAUACACACACACACACACACACACACACACAGCCCCAAAGUUCGCUGGACCAAAGUGAGGUUAGAAUAAUACACAUUCUAGUGUAAUUCUGUAUACAUAAGGUGUAGUCUGAGUGUUUCUCAAUACCAAGCGUAUGUAAAAUGUCCGUAGGAUUUGACUUUUAAGAAUGUAUUUGCAAGGACACAAGAAGAAAAAUCAGAGAUGAGUGAUAUGUGAGAAUAAUACACUUGGGGAUUAACUGUUGAUUAUCUUAGUGGGGUUUUAUUCCUGUUAUACUGCAGCAAUUUUCAGCAAAUUAUUACUAUUUUUUUAUUUAUUAAGGACAGGCGUACUUUUGUCCAUUUACAGUUACAUUUAAUGUUGUUUGAACAUCAGAGAGUUAUCAAGCUUACACUUACAGUACGUAAGCUAUAACUAACGGUAUAUCCGCUCCUCACUUUUUUUUAAUAUGUUAAUCUAAGUCAAUGUAAAACAGUUUUAACUCUGACUGUUACUAAACACUGACAUUAAAGACUCCUUCCAUACAUUUUAAAUUUUCCCAGAAAGAUUCAACAUUAUACACUUUUGCUUUGUCAGAUAAAAGGCAUGUUUUGAAUCGAUAUUGGGUACUAGGCUUAUAUUUUAUGCAAUAGCUUGUGAACGAGCUGGAAACCAACAUGCAGCCGAAGGAGCGCAUUAAUAGAAACAUGUUGUGACAUCAUAUUUUUUUUUUUUUAGCAUUUUGACGGCACCAUCAUAUUACACAACUCUAACAGAGAAUACGAAGUGAUCCAUAGUUAGCUUAGCUGCAUCUACAGUAAUUAGCUAGAUCUAUCACAGGAAUUUGUUCUUAGGCUGUUAAUUGGACACACAGGCAGAAGAGAAAAUCAGAAAAACUUUCUAAGCAGUACGUUUAUUGACAGCAAUUAUUCUAUUACUAUGUGUCACAUCUUUUGCCUCACAUUUUUUAAUCGGUUAUUACUACCUAGUUAAAAGAGUUGAAUCGUGAUGCCUCCUGUGUGCGUUGAAUUGGUCUUCGAGUUAUACUGGUAUACUUAAACAUAGGCAGUUAAAAGAGGACAGCAACAAGUGUACAGGAAUGACAUAGCAAAAUAAAGCACACAUUAAGAUACACCUAUCUGAAGAUUGCCUUGAGACUAACAAUGAAUGGCACAAAUAAAGUGGAACAGCUUAUUAUGUAUAACCCUCAUCUGUGUUUUUUGCAGUUGCAUCAUCUUGUGAGUGAUAGUGCAGAGCCGCAAUUACACUGCACUGCUUUAGAAACUAGGGCAGAGUUUACAGAGAAAGAACCCGGUCGUGCCUGGAGUAAAUGAUACCUGAAGCGUUAAAAGCGCCAGUUAUAUAAGAUUUGUAUUUGCUUUUACAUUUUAAAUGUGUAUGUAAAUAUAUAUGUUUAUAUUGCAGAAAGAGAGGCUUGAUAAGAUUUUAUAUGAUCAGUAUUUUAUGAAUGAUGAAUGUUUAAAAGAAAUGUUUGCGCUCGUGAAGAGGCUUUAACAUUUUUUGCUGCAAGUUGUUUUUUUUUUUAGAUAUGAUUGAAGGUACUGUUUAGUGUCGCAGUGGAAACCUUAGUCACGGCCUACUAGCGAUUGUUACUUGCAGUUGGAUUUUGGAUUGCAAAUAAACAAAGUGAAUAUCAACGUUCA